Molecule: messenger RNA, 850 nt
Organism: Babjeviella inositovora NRRL Y-12698
Lineage: Eukaryota; Fungi; Ascomycota; Pichiomycetes; Serinales
Exons: 1
Coding region: 412-600 (62 amino acids)
Source: RefSeq, a predicted model, not a curated record
AGGCUGGUGUACCAGGAUAAUAAUGACCUAUGGCCUGUCAUCUAACGAGCAGGUAAAGCCUAGGGAGGACGAGAAAUAAACUUUAACGGCCCACAUAUGAGAAGAGCCAAUCUAUGCGAGAGGCUCCGAAGACGAUGUGGGGGCGUGGAGUUGGGCGGGGACGUGGGGGGAUGGAAUGCAGCCCCUCCUUAGACCAUGCGAGACAACCUCGAUCCAGGCAUCUCCUACCCCGGAAUAGGUUCCCACCAGUGAUCCCCCGUCAGUGCUCCAUAACAGCCCGGGCGGUUGCUGGCAAAGCGGUCCUGGCAAACGGUGUCUUGAGAGCCAGAUAACCGAGAUUCAGUGUCAACACCAGGUGGCCAGGUAAGGGUGCAGGAGAAAAAUUGUGCAUCAUGUGAAAGGAGGGGAGGUAUGGGCGUUCCCGGGUGCUUUAGGUUCGACGAUUUGGCCUUCGGCCGCGCUACUUCGAACACAUGCUACGUGCAUCUGGAGCGCGAAAAUGCUGGCGCUUCGUUAGCAGACAAUUGGAGAGGUUCUGAAGUGGAGAGAUUCUUAGGUGGUCGAUUAUUACGCAAUCAUCGACUAAUGGUGUUUGUAUAGUCCACCUGGCGCCUAAGAGUCGGCGUACGAUAAGAAAAACCUCCAAUCAAAUAGACUCAGUGGGCGGCUAGGCCACGAUGCAAGUCCGAAAUUCCGAACUCUGCGUAUGCAUUCAAAGGUACACUGAGAGCCAGAAUACCAAUACAGUGGGAUUAGUACCAUAUGUAUCCCGUCUAUUGGAUAUGAUCUUGUGCUUAAAUUUAUUGAUUAUAAAUUUACAAUAUUUUGGAGAAAAAAAAAAAAUAAAAAG